Meriones unguiculatus (Mongolian gerbil) is the source of this 1814-nucleotide messenger RNA. RefSeq names its product protoporphyrinogen oxidase (gene Ppox). Gene Ontology annotation, molecular function: protoporphyrinogen oxidase activity, oxygen as acceptor. NCBI's taxonomy places the organism in Eukaryota, Metazoa, Chordata, Mammalia, Rodentia, Muridae. The transcript has 13 exons. The record is from RefSeq and is a predicted model, not a curated record. The coding region runs from base 335 to 1771 and encodes 478 amino acids. Gene Ontology annotation, cellular component: mitochondrial inner membrane. Gene Ontology annotation, biological process: heme biosynthetic process.
AGAACAGACGGAGAGUCAGAGGGACCCUAAAAGUUAGGGGCGGGGAUAGCGGACCUGAAGCUGUUCACCUGCGUAGGCUAGGAAACCCGGGUGCCGCAGAACUCUGGCCUCUUGGGAGGCUUGAGCUGGGGAGAUAGCGUGGGCGUGACCCUUAUCUGCACACCGCCAGGAUGGACUGGUCCUAGGGCCUCUCUAUCGCUUUCUCUCUCUGGUUCCCCCUAUCUCGCGGGUAAGUCCUGGCCUCUGAACGAAGACCCCGCUCUCCUACCAGCACAUACAUGCGCGCCCUGUCUUAGUUGCUCAUACAUUACUCAACCUUUCCCCAGGCCUUACGAUGGAGCGGACUGUGGUCGUGCUUGGCGGUGGUAUUAGCGGACUGGCUGCAAGUUAUCAUCUGAUCCGAGGCCCCUCUGCCCCUAAGGUGAUCUUAGUGGAGGGCAGCAAGCGUUUGGGAGGCUGGAUCCGCUCACUCCGGGGAUCUGAUGGUGCGAUCUUUGAACUUGGACCUCGAGGAAUUAGGCCGGCUGGAACGCUGGGAGCCCGGACUCUCCUCCUGGUUUCUGAGCUUGGCUUGGAGUCAGAAAUCUUGCCCGUCAGGGGAGAUCAUCCGGCUGCCCGGAACAGGUUCCUGUAUGUAGGCGGCGCCCUACACCCCCUGCCCUCCGGCCUCAGGGGGCUACUCCGCCCUUCACCCCCCUUCUCCAAACCUCUGAUUUGGGCUGGGCUGAGGGAGCUGAUGAAGCCCAGGGGCAAGGAGCCGGAUGAGACUGUGCACAGUUUUGCCCAGCGCCGCCUUGGACCUGAGGUGACACUGCUCAGAGCCAUGGACAGUCUGUGCCGAGGCGUGUUUGCUGGCAACAGCCGUGAGCUCAGCGUCCGGUCCUGUUUUCCCAGUCUCUUCCAAGCUGAGCAAACCCAUCGAUCCAUAUUACUGGGACUACUGCUGGGAGCAGGGCAGGGUCCACAGCCGGACUCCUCACUAAUUCGUCAGGCUCGGGCUGAGCGAUGGAGCCAGUGGUCACUCCGUGGAGGGCUGGAGACCUUGCCCCAGGCCCUUCACAAUCAUCUGACAAGUAAAGGAGUCACUGUCCUCAGUGGUCAGCCAGUCUGUGGGCUCAGCCUCCAGCCAGAAGGGCGGUGGAAGGUGUCUCUGGGAGACAGCAGUCUGGAGGCUGACCACAUCAUUAGUGCUGUUCCAGCUUCAGUGCUCAGCAGGCUGCUCCCUGCCGAGGCUGCACCGCUAGCUCGCGUCCUGAGUACCAUCACCGCUGUGUCUGUCGCUGUGGUGAAUCUGCAGUACAAAGGAGCUUGUCUGCCUGUCCAGGGAUUUGGACAUUUGGUGCCAUCGUCAGAAGACCCAACUGUCCUGGGAAUUGUGUAUGACUCCAUUGCUUUUCCUGAGCAGGAUGGGAACCCCCCAGGCCUUCGAGUAACUGUGAUGUUGGGAGGUUACUGGUUACGGAAGCUCCAAGCUAAUGGCCAUGAAUUGUCUCCAGAGCUGCUCCAACAGCAAGCACAGGAAGCAGCUGCCAUACACUUAGGACUGAAAGAACGACCGAGCCAAUGCCUGGUCCACCUGCACGAGAACUGUAUCCCUCAGUAUACACUAGGCCACUGGCAAAAACUAGAGUCAGCUAUGCGAUUCCUGACUGCUCAAAGGUUGCCCCUGACUUUGGCUGGAGCCUCCUAUGAGGGGGUCGCUGUCAAUGACUGUAUAGAGAGUGGGCGUCAGGCAGCAGUUGCUGUGCUGGGCACAGAAUCUAACAGCUGAUCCCUCCUCUCCCACUCAUGAAAAUAAAGGUUGCCAGAGCUUA